CAAAAAAAAAAAAAAAAGUUUUCCGCAUUAAUGGUGCCUUCACCUACCAGUUGUCUAGUGGUGAGAGAUUAAUGUGAAGAGAGAGUACACACCACAACGAAGAUGAUGAAGAGAUAGAAAAAACCAAAACCAAAACCAAAAAACCAAAUCUCUAAACACUCUCCGAUGUGGAACUCGGCGGAGAACGCGUUUUCGCGUUCGACGUCGUUUAGAGACGAAAUCGAAGACGAAGAAGAGCUUCGUUGGGCUGCGUUACAACGUCUUCCUACUUAUUCACGUAUCCGUCGAGGUAUCUUUAGGGAUAUGAUUGGUGAGCCUAAAGAGAUCCAAAUUGGUAGCCUCGAAGCUAGUGAGCAACGUCUUUUACUCGAUCGUCUUGUUAAUUCUGUUGAGAAUGAUCCUGAACAGUUCUUCGCUCGCGUUAGGAAGAGAUUCGACGCUGUGGAUUUGAAAUUUCCGAAGAUUGAAGUUCGAUUUCAGAAUCUGAUGGUUGAAUCUUUCGUUCAUGUUGGAAGCAGAGCGUUACCUACAAUUCCCAAUUUCAUUAUUAACAUGGCAGAAGGUUUGUUAAGGAACAUACGUGUGAUUGGUGGGAAGAGGAAUAAGUUAACGAUUUUAGAUGGUGUUAGUGGGAUCAUUAGACCUUCGAGAUUGACACUUCUACUAGGUCCUCCAAGUUCAGGGAAGACUACAUUACUCUUAGCUUUAGCUGGUCGUCUUGGAACUAAUCUUCAGACGUCUGGGAAAAUAACAUACAACGGCUACGAUCUCAAAGAGAUUAUUGCGCCGAGGACGUCUGCGUAUGUGAGCCAACAGGAUUGGCAUGUGGCUGAGAUGACAGUGAGACAGACUCUUGAGUUUGCUGGUCGUUGUCAAGGUGUUGGAUUCAAAUAUGAUAUGCUUUUGGAGUUGGCAAGAAGAGAAAAGCUUGCAGGAAUUGUACCUGAUGAAGAUCUUGAUAUAUUUAUGAAGUCUUUAGCUCUAGGAGGACAGGAGACAAGCCUUGUUGUGGAGUAUGUUAUGAAGAUUCUAGGGUUGGACACAUGCGCGGACACAUUGGUAGGAGAUGAGAUGAUUAAAGGGAUUUCAGGAGGGCAGAAGAAACGGCUCACGACAGGAGAACUAUUAGUAGGACCAGCAAGAGUCCUUUUCAUGGAUGAAAUAUCCAAUGGUUUAGAUAGUUCAACGACUCAUCAAAUUAUCAUGUAUAUGAGGCAUUCUACUCACGCACUCGAAGGAACCACUGUCAUUUCUUUACUCCAACCGUCUCCUGAGACUUACGAGUUGUUUGAUGAUGUUAUCCUUAUGUCUGAGGGACAGAUUAUCUACCAAGGCCCUCGUGACGAGGUUCUUGAUUUCUUUUCGUCGUUGGGAUUUAGUUGUCCUGAGAGAAAAAAUGUUGCAGAUUUCUUGCAAGAGGUCACUUCAAAGAAAGACCAGCAACAGUAUUGGUCAGUUCCUUUUCGGCCUUAUCGCUAUGUACCUCCUGGAAAAUUUGCUGAAGCUUUUCGUUCAUAUACAACUGGCAAGAAGUUGGCAAAGAAACUUGAGGUUCCAUUUGAUAAACGGUUCAAUCAUUCAGCGGCUUUAUCGACAUCUCAGUAUGGUGUUAAGAAGAGUGAACUUCUCAAGAUCAACUUUGCCUGGCAGAAGCAACUGAUGAAACAGAACGCAUUUAUUUAUGUGUUCAAGUUUGUUCAGCUUCUUUUAGUUGCCUUGAUCACAAUGACUGUCUUUUGCCGGACAACAAUGCAUCACAAGACUAUUGAUGAUGGCAACAUAUAUCUUGGGUCGCUUUACUUUUCCAUGGUUAUCAUUCUGUUCAACGGAUUUACCGAGGUGCCAAUGCUAGUAGCCAAGCUUCCCGUUCUUUAUAAGCACAGAGACUUGCAUUUUUACCCAAGCUGGGCUUAUACAUUACCUUCUUGGCUUUUGAGUAUCCCUACUUCAAUAAUAGAAUCUGCAACAUGGGUGGCAGUAACAUAUUAUACAAUUGGAUAUGAUCCUCUUUUCUCCAGGUUUCUUCAGCAGUUCUUGCUUUAUUUCACACUGCAUCAGAUGUCCUUGGGUCUUUUCCGCGUUAUGGGUUCUUUAGGCCGACACAUGAUAGUUGCCAAUACUUUUGGGUCCUUUGCAAUGCUGGUGGUCAUGACUCUUGGAGGAUUUAUAAUAUCCAGAGAUAGCAUACCAAGCUGGUGGAUUUGGGGUUACUGGAUCUCUCCUUUGAUGUAUGCUCAAAACGCAGCUUCCGUGAAUGAGUUCCUCGGCCAUAACUGGCAAAAGAGUGCUGGGAACCAUACCAGCGACUCUCUUGGUCUGGCAUUGCUGAAAGAAAGAAGUUUGUUCUCUGGGAACUACUGGUAUUGGAUCGGUAUCGGUGCCUUGCUUGGAUACACAGUUCUUUUCAAUAUACUGUUUACGCUGUUCCUAGCUUAUCUCAACCCUUGGGGUAAGUUUCAAGCUGUUGUAUCCAGAGAAGAGUUGGAUGAUAGAGAAAAGAAAAGAAAAGGCGAUGAGUUUGUCGUGGAACUAAGAGAGUACUUGCAGCAUUCAGGCUCCAUACAUGGAAAAUAUUUCAAGAAUCGAGGCAUGGUUCUCCCGUUUCAACCACUAUCUUUGUCUUUCAGAAAUAUCAACUACUAUGUGGAUGUUCCCUUGGGACUAAAAGAACAAGGGAUACUAGAAGAUAAGUUGCAGCUACUUGUGAAUAUUACUGGAGCUUUUAGACCAAGUGUUCUUACAGCAUUGGUGGGAGUAAGUGGUGCGGGUAAAACAACGCUCAUGGAUGUUUUAGCUGGAAGAAAAACCGGAGGAACUAUAGAAGGCGAUGUGUACAUAUCUGGUUUUCCCAAAAGGCAGGAAACGUUUGCAAGAAUUUCAGGUUACUGUGAGCAGAACGAUGUUCAUUCUCCAUGCCUAACUGUUGUUGAAUCUCUACUUUUCUCGGCAUGCCUUCGUUUACCAGCUGACAUCGACUCAGAAACACAAAGGGCGUUUGUUCAUGAGGUGAUGGAGCUAGUUGAGCUGACGUCUUUGAGCGGGGCAUUGGUUGGUCUUCCUGGAGUUGAUGGCUUAUCAACUGAACAGAGGAAAAGACUAACAAUUGCUGUUGAGCUAGUUGCAAAUCCUUCUAUAGUAUUCAUGGAUGAGCCAACUUCAGGAUUAGAUGCAAGAGCUGCUGCCAUUGUGAUGAGAACUGUAAGAAAUAUUGUUAACACAGGGCGAACAAUUGUCUGCACGAUUCAUCAGCCUAGCAUUGAUAUUUUUGAGUCAUUUGACGAGCUUUUGUUCAUGAAACGUGGUGGUGAGCUCAUCUAUGCCGGUCCACUAGGCCAGAAAUCAUGUGAACUUGUCAAGUAUUUUGAGUCAAUUGAAGGGGUACAAAAGAUCAAACCUGGCCAUAAUCCGGCAGCAUGGAUGCUUGACGUCACCUCUUCCACCGAGGAACUCCGGCUUGGAGUUGAUUUUGCUGAAAUUUACAGAAACUCAAAUCUGUGUCAACGCAACAAGGAGCUGAUCGAAGUCCUCAGCAAACCAAGUAAUAUUGCAAAAGAAAUAGAGUUUCCAACUAGAUACUCUCAGUCACUCUAUAGUCAGUUUGUUGCUUGUCUAUGGAAACAAAACCUAUCAUACUGGCGAAACCCACAAUACACCGCAGUUCGCUUCUUCUACACUGUGGUUAUCUCUCUGAUGCUUGGAACCAUAUGUUGGAAAUUUGGCUCAAGAAGGGACACACAACAACAGUUAUUUAACGCAAUGGGAUCGAUGUAUGCUGCGGUUCUCUUCAUUGGAAUCACCAAUGCAACAGCUGCACAGCCUGUUGUUUCCAUAGAAAGAUUUGUCUCAUACCGCGAGAGAGCAGCAGGAAUGUACUCAGCACUUCCUUUUGCAUUUGCACAGGUGUUUAUAGAGUUUCCAUACGUGCUAGCACAAUCCACAAUAUACAGCAGCAUAUUCUAUGCCAUGGCAGCGUUCGAAUGGUCUGCAGUGAAGUUCUUGUGGUACUUAUUCUUCAUGUACUUUUCGAUAAUGUACUUCACCUUCUACGGGAUGAUGACAACAGCAAUCACACCAAACCACAAUGUUGCCUCAAUCAUAGCAGCACCUUUCUACAUGCUAUGGAACUUAUUCAGUGGCUUCAUGAUCCCAUACAAGAGGAUUCCAUUGUGGUGGAGGUGGUACUACUGGGCAAACCCGGUAGCUUGGACACUAUACGGUCUAUUGGUAUCUCAAUACGGUGAUGAUGAGAGACCGGUGAAACUCUCAGACGGUAUACAUCAGGUAAUGGUGAAACAACUGCUUGAAGAUGUGAUGGGAUACAAACAUGACUUCUUAGGUGUCUCUGCUAUUAUGGUAGUGGCCUUUUGUGUCUUCUUCUCACUUGUCUUUGCUUUCGCCAUUAAAGCCUUCAAUUUCCAGAGAAGAUGAUUGAUUGAUUACCACACUACUCUCAAAGUCUGAUCAACUCCCUCAUAUUUAUUUAUAUAUAUAGAUUUAUACACAUAUACAAAACACCCACUAUUGUUUAUUUGUAUAUUUGGUUGGGGGCUUUUAUACCCAAGAAGAAGACAGGGGACAGCCUCUGCCAUUACAUGUAUGGAUCAAUAAAAGCCUUGUGUUGUGUUGUGUGUUUUAGUUCUUUUUUUUAAUCAUUUUUUCAUAAAUGUGUAUUGAGUGUAACAGUAACUUGUUUAAAUAUUAUGGUAAUACAGUAAUGAUUGAUUGAGGUACAACAUA
This is a messenger RNA of Capsella rubella, 4737 nucleotides long. Its product is annotated as ABC transporter G family member 32. Gene Ontology annotation, molecular function: ATP hydrolysis activity; ABC-type transporter activity; ATP binding. The transcript has 24 exons. Lineage: Eukaryota; Viridiplantae; Streptophyta; Magnoliopsida; Brassicales; Brassicaceae. The record is from RefSeq and is a predicted model, not a curated record. Bases 166 to 4428 code for a protein of 1420 amino acids. Gene Ontology annotation, cellular component: membrane.